CUGAUGUGCAAUUUUGGGGAGAUUGUCGGAAUCCUGAUCCCCACCGUCCAUGGACUGCGGCGGCAUGCUGUCUUCACACCUAUCAGUCAAACCCAGUUCUUCAGGUAUCUCUCUCUCCUCAAAUUCGUUUUCUUCGUAAGCAAGCAUUCUUCUUCUUUCUUCUAUAAAACUCCUUGAGCAGAGGUGUCUCUCAGAAUAGAAGAUAACUAAUCACAGCCGACCAAAGAUGUCGAGUGAGAUCUGGGUCGUUCCCUUUUUCGGGCUAGGCCAUCUCCUCCCCUUCAUGGAGCUAUGCAAACACAUCGCCUCCAGAGGCUUCAAAACCACCCUCGUCAUCUCCUCCAACCUCUCCGUCUCCAUCCCCUCCUCUUUCACCCAACACCCUCUCAUCCAAACCCUCGAAAUCCCCUCGCAUCCGCCUCAGCCUCCUCCGCCGGGCUCCGACCCCAUGCUCCAGCACCGUAGACACCACAGCCAGAUGGGUUCAGGCCUGGUAGAACUCCUCUCGACCCGACCCGACCCGGAUAGACCCGUUUGUGCCAUCCUCGACGUCAUGCUGGGCUUUGCCUUUGAAGUUUUCCAAAAGUUUCAGAUUCCAACGGUUGCUUUCUUCACCUCCGGCGCGUGCUCUGCGGCCAUGGAGUACGCCACGUGGAAGGCCAACCCCGAAGAUAUUCGACCCGAUGAGGUCCGAUUACUCCCCGGGUUACCUGAAGACAUGGCGCUCACGUAUUUGGACCUCAAACGACGGCCUCAUGGGCCACCUAGGCCUCCACCGGACAGUGGCGGCCCACCUGGUUUGGGUGCUGGUUUUCCUCCACCGGACAGUGGCGGCCCACCUGGUAUGGGUUCUGGUUUUCCUCCACCGGACAGUGGCGGCCCACCUGGUAUGGGUUCUGGUUUUCCUCCACCGGACAUUGGCGGCCCACCUGGUUUGGGUGCUGGUUUUCCUCCACCGCCGGGUCUUGGGUCGAAGAAAAUGGGCCCACCCGAACCUGGUAACCAGCCACCGUGGAUGGAGGAGGCGGGGUUCGCAAUCGCGUUGUUGAUCAACACGUGUGACGAUCUGGAACGUGCAUUUAUCGACUACAUCGCUCAUCAAAUCGGAAAACCGGUCUGGGGCGUGGGUCCGCUUUUGCCUGAGCAAUACUGGCGAUCCGCAGGCUCACUUCUUCACGACCGUGAAAUAAGAACCAAUCGACGGUCGAGCAUCACCGAGGACGAGGCGAUCCAGUGGUUGGAUUCGAAGCCACGUGGGUCAGUGCUAUACGUGUCAUUCGGCAGUGAGGUGGGUCCUACCAUGGAAGAGUACUUACAAUUAGCCGGUGCCUUGGAAGAAUGGAGCGGGCCAUUUAUAUGGGUAAUCCAACCCAAUGCAGGUAGAUCGGGUCCCCCGCGUGCGUUCACUGGUGGCCAAGAGCAACCCGAAGAGGGAUAUUAUCCACAUGGGUUGGAAAGUAAAGUGGGCGAAAGGGGUCUGAUAAUACGCGGAUGGGCACCACAGCUGUUGAUACUGAGCCAUCCUUCAACGGGUGGAUUUCUAUCGCAUUGUGGGUGGAACUCUACUGUGGAAGGGAUCGGGCGUGGGGUCCCCUUUUUGGUGUGGCCAAUCAGGGGAGACCAAUAUUAUGAUGGGAAAUUGGUGGUGUGCCAUCUGGCGGUGGGGUACAUGAUUGCUGAUGAUCCAUCGCAAAAGAUCAAGAAGGAAGAUAUUGUGAAGGGAAUAGAGAAACUGAUGGGUGAUGAAGAUGUGAAGAAGCGAGCAGUGACGCUUAGCACUAAAUUCCAGCAGGGCUUUCCAGCGACUUCAGUGGCUGCUUUAGAUGCUUUUAGGGAUUUUAUUAACCACAAACUUGAUGCUUAGGCUAACUAUCUGACUAUAUAUUUUAAUUAAAUAAAUAAAUAAUUGUUUUAGAGUUUUCACAAAGAUGUUUUGAGUUAUAGAAUCUUGGAUUGUUUUUGUUAAAUUUCUUGGAAUUUAUUCUAUGAGCAUUGGAUAUUACCAAUUCGAAUUA
Corylus avellana is the source of this 2015-nucleotide messenger RNA. NCBI's taxonomy places the organism in Eukaryota, Viridiplantae, Streptophyta, Magnoliopsida, Fagales, Betulaceae. The record is from RefSeq and is a predicted model, not a curated record.